AUGUUGUGGAGCCGCGGCCUGCGGGAAGGGGUGGUGCUGCUUUCUCACCUCAGUGUUUCGCUUUUCUUGCAGGCUCCAGCUGAAGGCGAGGCAAAGGAGGAGCCAAAGAGAAGGUCAGCCAGACUAUCUGCUAAACCUGCUCCACCCAAACCGGAGCCAAAGCCCAAAAAGGCAGCACCUAAGAAAGAAAAAGCAGCAAAUGAUAAAAAGGAGGACAAAAAGGCAGCAACAAAAGGGAAGAAAGGAGCCAAAGGCAAAGAGGAAACUAAACAAGAGGAUGCUAAAGAAGAAAACCACUCUGAAAAUGGAGAUACCAAAACUAAUGAGGCACCAGCUGCUGAAGCAUCUGACGAUAAGGAAGCCAAGUCCGAGUAAUGUUAACCCUGCCCUAUAUCUCCAUCAUUUGGUAUCCGUACCUCCAUGCUGUAUUGUUAACAGAGAGGAAUAUUUUUAUCAACUAUUUUAUAAAUGCAGGUUUUUUUAGCAUGAAUUUAAUUAUGGAACAUCUUCAUCUCGGUUACUUGGGAAUUAAAUCCCUAACAAACAAAACAACAAAAAAAAAAGUCAUUGUUUUUAAAUUUUGUGAUUGUAAUAGUUUGUAUGGUACAUGGAAAGAAUAAGUGGUGGUAGCUUUUGACUUCUGUCAGUGUGUCCCUUUUUGUGUAAGUCAUGCUUACAGAAUUCAGACUUUUAAUUUUUCCCUUGUAUGUGUUGUAUGGUUUCUUAAAGUGGGGAGGUCUCAAAACAAAUAACCGUGUGAAACAUUCCAGUGGUUCUGUGGGUUGCUUUUAUAAAGAAGGUGAGCUAUUUUCAUGAAAAAACCUAAGAGCUGGAAAUCUGUUGUUUCCCAAAUGUAAUUUUAUUUUGUCAGUUUUGAAAAAAAAAAAGAAAAAAUAAAUAAAUAAAAGUGUAAUCCUGUUUUUAAAUGAAAUACAAACAUUUCUUUUCAAAAAGGGCAGGUUGGUUGUAUGUACCCACUGUUAGGAAUUUUGCUGGAUUUAUCUUAAUAAAAAAGACUCCUCAAAAGUU
Messenger RNA from Lonchura striata (white-rumped munia), 1029 nucleotides. Lineage: Eukaryota; Metazoa; Chordata; Aves; Passeriformes; Estrildidae. The record is from RefSeq and is a predicted model, not a curated record.